Messenger RNA from Parastagonospora nodorum SN15, 360 nucleotides. RefSeq lists its product as hypothetical. The record is from RefSeq and is a predicted model, not a curated record. The coding region runs from base 1 to 360 and encodes 119 amino acids. Gene Ontology annotation, cellular component: mitochondrial large ribosomal subunit. Lineage: Eukaryota; Fungi; Ascomycota; Dothideomycetes; Pleosporales; Phaeosphaeriaceae. Gene Ontology annotation, molecular function: structural constituent of ribosome. The transcript has 2 exons.
AUGUUCAAAGCUACUGCUCCGUUGCAGAAGAUGCUGCGGCGCCUGCCGCUGUCGACGAAACAGGCGGGCAAGGAGUACUACAAGGGCAACAAGGUCGGGAAGCUGGGCACGAUUACGAGAUAUGGCAAUUUCGCGCCGGACUGGAGCGCGAUACGGACAUAUGUCUAUCCGCAGAUGGGCACCAAGAACAGCGAGGUACGAUCCCCAGGAGACGCAGUCCGAAGGAGUGGCGGUGGAGGCAAGGACUACCUGGAGGCGUGGAAGCUGUCAGGAGGACACGAUGUGGUGCAAGAAGAUCGGGGGCCAACCAGUCUCAACAUACCUGUGCCGUUCGAGGAGAGACCUGCUACAAAGUCAUAA